Molecule: messenger RNA, 6738 nt
Organism: Anolis carolinensis (green anole)
Lineage: Eukaryota; Metazoa; Chordata; Lepidosauria; Squamata; Anolidae
Product: zinc finger protein 135
Exons: 3
Coding region: 2401-3795 (464 amino acids)
Source: RefSeq, a predicted model, not a curated record
UGUAAGAGAAGAAGAGACCCCUUGGGUCAUUUAGCCCAACCCCCCUCAGCCCAAGUGCCGUGGGGGCCGGAUAAAUGGCUUCGGUGGGCCGCAUCCGGCCCCCGGGCCUUAGUUUGGGGACCCCUGGUCCAGAUUCAUGGUCACUUUGGUUCGCAGCGCUUUCUGGAUGUGGGUGAAUUAAAGCUCUGAAAACAUUUGCGCAUUGGGUGUGUGUGUGUGUGUGUGUGUGUGUGUGUGUGGGCCAUGUUUGGUCCAGAUCCAUCUCUGUUGGGAUUUGCCUGAUCUUUUGAGGUGAGUGUAUGUACUUCACAUCCCAUCAUCCAGGGCCCAUCCCCUGCCAAACCCUACCUGGACUUCAAGUGGGUCAUAGGGUGUGUGUGUGUGUGUGUGUGUGUGUGUGGGCCAUGUUUGGUCCAGAUCCAUCUCUGUUGGGAUUUGCCUGAUCUUUUGAGGUGAGUGUAUGUACUUCACAUCCCAUCAUCCAGGGCCCAUCCCCUGCCAAACCCUACCUGGACUUCAAGUGGGUCAUGGGGUGUGUGUGUGUGUGUGUGUGUGUGUGGGCCAUGUUUGGUCCAGAUCCAUCUCUGUUGGGAUUUGCCUGAUCUUUUGAGGUGAGUGUAUGUACUUCACAUCCCAUCAUCCAGGGCCCAUCCCCUGCCAAACCCUACCUGGACUUCAAGUGGGUCAUGGGGUGUGUGUGUGUGUGUGUGUGUGUGUGUGGGCCAUGUUUGGUCCAGAUCCAUCUCUGUUGGGAUUUGCCUGAUCUUUUGAGGUGAGUGUAUGUACUUCACAUCCCAUCAUCCAGGGCCCAUCCCCUGCCAAACCCUACCUGGACUUCAAGUGGGUCAUGGGGUGUGUGUGUGUGUGUGUGUGUGUGUGGGCCAUGUUUGGUCCAGAUCCAUCUCUGUUGGGAUUUGCCUGAUCUUUUGAGGUGAGUGUAUGUACUUCACAUCCCAUCAUCCAGGGCCCAUCCCCUGCCAAACCCUACCUGGACUUCAAGUGGGUCAUGGGGUGUGUGUGUGUGUGUGUGUGUGUGUGUGGGCCAUGUUUGGUCCAGAUCCAUCUCUGUUGGGAUUUGCCUGAUCUUUUGAGGUGAGUGUAUGUACUUCACAUCCCAUCAUCCAGGGCCCAUCCCCUGCCAAACCCUACCUGGACUUCAAGUGGGUCAUGGGGUGUGUGUGUGUGUGUGUGUGUGUGGGCCAUGUUUGGUCCAGAUCCAUCUCUGUUGGGAUUUGCCUGAUCUUUUGAGGUGAGUGUAUGUACUUCACAUCCCAUCAUCCAGGGCCCAUCCCCUGCCAAACCCUACCUGGACUUCAAGUGGGUCAUGGGGUGUGUGUGUGUGUGUGUGUGUGUGUGGGGGCCAUGUUUGGUCCAGAUCCAUCUCUGUUGGGAUUUGCCUGAUCUUUUGAGGUGAGUAUAUGUACUUCACAUCCCAUCAUCCAGGGCCCAUCCCCUGCCAAACCCUACCUGGACUUCAAGUGGGUCAUGGGGUGUGUGUGUGUGUGUGUGUGUGUGGGGGCCAUGUUUGGUCCAGAUCCAUCUCUGUUGGGAUUUGCCUGAUCUUUUGAGGUGAGUGUAUGUACUUCACAUCCCAUCAUCCAGGGCCCAUCCCCUGCCAAACCCUACCUGGACUUCAAGUGGGUCAUGGGGUGUGUGUGUGUGUGUGUGUGUGCCAGGUGUGGUCCUCUCCCUUUGGAGGCUCAGCCCCGCCUCUCGAUGGGCGCCUCCUCGUGGCCGCCAUGUCCAGUCCGGGCGGAAGUCGAGCGAGAGGGAGGCCUCCGCUGCCCAGAGAGGCGGGAGGAAGUGCUCAGGAGGGGAGGGGAGGGUGAGGCCCUUCCCUCUGAGCUCACUUCCGGAGGGGGGAGCGGGGCCUUGUCCUGGCGCCCUCCCUUCCAGGCCUGGGCCUCGCGUGGGCCUCCUCUCCCGGGUGUUUGGGCCUGGCCUCCCUCAGGGACUCCGACACAUCAUACUGCUGAGCUGAGCUGGAGGUAAUACGAGGCUGCAACACAUCCACUGCUCCCCAUUCAGGAGCAAAGGAAGGGCGGGAAGGAUGUAAGUACCCUCCGGAGGCAGGAAGAGGAGGGCAGAGGGGCCUGCAAAGAAAGGUAACUUCUGAACAAGUUCUGCGAAGAACAUCUUGUGAGAGUUUUGCCCGAGGAAUGCUCUAAGUCUAAAGUGAAUUCAAGAUGCACAGCAAUGACAACAAGAAGAAAUAAGUACUAGAAAAAUACAUUUCAAGCUAAAUGCCUGUGCAAUUAUAAGGGGGGAAAUAAGAUUGUGCUGAAGAAAGAGACACUUGCUGAAAGUGAGAAGAAUGCUAAAGUAAUACAAAGACUAUGCUGUUCGGGAGGUUAUAUCUGUGAACCCCUGGCAUGAUAUUUGAAUUAUAAUUGUAAAAGAAUGGCAAGUCCUCCACCUCCCUAUCAUGGAUCACACACAGGGGAGAAGUUACAUCAGUGUAUGGAAUGUGGGAAACAAUUUGAUAGGAAAAGUCAUCUUACUAGACAUGAACGCACCCACACAGGGGAGAAGCCUUAUAAAUGCAUGGAAUGUGGAGGAAGCUUCAGUCGCAGUGGCAGCCUACGUUCCCAUCAAAGGACCCACACAGGGGAGAAGCCAUAUAAAUGUAUGAAAUGUGGAGGAAGCUUCAGUCGCAGUGGCAGCCUACGUUCCCAUCAAAGGACCCACACAGGGGAGAAGCCCUAUAAAUGCAUGGAAUGUGGAAAGAGCUUCAGUCAGAGUGGCCAUCUACGUUCCCAUCAAAGGACCCACACGGGGGAGAAACCACAUAAAUGCUUGGAAUGUGGAGAAAGCUUCAGUCGCAGUGACAGCCUACGUUCCCAUCAAAGGAAGCACACAGGGGAGAAGCCCUAUAAAUGCAUGGAAUGUGGAAAGAGCUUCAGUCAGAGUGGCCAUCUACGUUCCCAUGAAAGGACCCACACAGGGGAGAAGCCAUAUAAAUGCAUGGAAUGUGGAGAAAGCUUCAGUUGGAGUGGCAGCCUACGUUCCCAUCAAAGGAAGCACACAGGGGAGAAGCUCUAUGAAUGCAUGGAAUGUGGGAAGAGCUUCAGUCAGAGUGGCCAUCUACGUUCCCAUCAAAGGACCCACACGGGGGAGAAGCCAUAUAAAUGCAUGGAAUGUGGAGAAAGCUUCAGUCACGGAAGUCUACGUUCCCAUCAAAGGAAGCACACAGGGGAGAAGCCACAUAAAUGCAUGGAAUGUGGAAAAAGUUUCAGUGAGAUUGGCAAUCUGCGUUCCCAUCAAAGGACCCACACAGGGGAGAAGCCACAUAAAUGCAUGGAAUGUGGACAAAGCUUCAGUCGGAGUGGACAUCUACGUUCCCAUGAAAGGACCCACACAGGGGAGAAGCCAUAUAAAUGCAUGGAAUGUGGAGAAAGCUUCAGUUGGAGUGGCAGCCUACGUUCCCAUCAAAGGAAGCACACAGAGGAGAAGCCAUAUAAAUGCAUGGAAUGUGGAGAAAGCUUCAGUUGGAGUGACAGCCUACGUUCCCAUCAAAGGAAGCACACAGGGGAGAAGCCCUAUAAAUGCAUGGAAUGUGGAGAAAGCUUCUGUCAGAGAAGCAGUCUAUGUUCCCAUAAAAUGACCCACACGGGGGAGAAGCCCUAUAAAUGCAUGGAAUGUGGAGAAAGCUUCCGUCGGAGUGACAGUCUACGUUCCCAUCAAAGGAAGCACACAGGAGAGAAGCCAUAUGAAUGCAUGGAAUGUGGAAAGAGCUUCCGUUGGAGUGGCAGUCUACAUUCCCAUCAAAAGACUCACAGGGGAGAUGCCAUAUAAAUGCAUAGAAUUUGGAGAAGGCUUCAGUCAGAGUGACCAUCUGCAUUUCCAUCAAAGGACCCACACAGGGGAGAAGCCAUAUAAAUGUACCGAAUGUGAAAAGAGCUUUAGAAAAAGUUCAGUAUACAGUAGACAUCACAGAACUCAUGUACCUCUAGAGGAGACGGGCCUUUGAUUUUCCGAGCUCUCUCUAAAAAAGCACUGCAAGGAAAGAGGAAGGCCAGCACCUUGCUCUCUCUCCCCCAGAACUGCAGUUUGUGUGGCCUUGGCUGACGACUACUGGGAGCAGGUGUCACUCAGAGGGGCUCUUUUCUCAGGAUUGCAGCAAGCUUCGAACUUCGGCCAAGAACUCGAACACUGUUUCCAUCCUAAAUACCUUGGUGUCACCUUAGAUCGAACACUAACAUAUAGGAAACACUGCCUGAACACCAAGCACAAAGUACCUGCGCGCAACAACAUCCUGCGGAAACUGACUGGCAGCGCAUGGGGUGCAGACCCACAAUUAAUAAGAACAUCAGCCCUGGCCUUGUCUUUCUCAACUGCUGAGUCUGCCUGUCCUGUCUGGCACAAGUCUGCCCAUGCAAAGCAGGUGGACAUAGCACUGAACGAAACAUGCAGAAUCAUCACGGGAUGCCUUAAACCUACACCUGUUGAUAAACUCUACAAGUUAGCUGGCAUUGCUCCUCCUGACGUGCGACGGGAAGUUGCUGCUAAUGGUGAGAGAAAUAAGGUCGAACAUUGUGAAAGCCACCCACUGCAUGACUAUCAGCCUCCUCCCACCAGACUCAAAUCAAGGAAGGGCUUCAUGAGAACCACCACUCCUCUUGAUGUUCCUCCAGCAACAGCAAGGGUGUCCCUCUGGGCAGCUAAACCUGGCAAUCCCAACUGGAUGACCCCCCAUAAGGGUCUUCCUUCCUCCAGGGGCAAACCAAGAAUGGGCAACUUGGAAGUCCCUGAACAGACUCAGAAGCGGAGUGGGCAGAUCUAAAGACAACUUGGCAAGAUGGCACUACCUGGAGGAAUCCUCCACCUUGUGUGACUGUGGAGCAGAACAAACAACUCCGCAUAUGUAUGCUUGCCCACAAUGCCCUGCCUCAUGUACGGAGGAGGAGUUGUCUAAAGCUACGGACAAUGCGGUUGCUAUUGCCCGCUUUUAGUCCAAAACUAUUUAGUUGCUUGUGAUUUCCUUUUUUUCAUCAUUUUAAAAUGAAAUUGUUUGCAAUGCUUUUUGACACGAAAUAAAUAAAGCAAGCUUCGAAGGGAUUCACCUAACUUCCUCCCCAAGGAGACCCAUCGCAGGCUUCUAUGAUGAUCUGUGAACAUUUGCUGAAAUGCGCAGCAGCUGAGAUCUCGGGAUAAAAGGUUCUGAAAAAGAAUAGCUCUUUGGUAGCAGAUAACAUCAUAUCUUCAUACUCCUUACUCAUGUCUUGGCUCUGCUUCAUUCAACGGCAUUGAAUGUUUGCUGUGCAUGUGUAUUGUGUGGACUGUGAUCUGCCCUGAGUCCCUUUGGGGAGAUAGAGCGGAAUAUGAAUAAAGUGUUGUUAUUAUUAUUAUUAUUAUUUUGGGCUCUAGUUCUGUACCUGUAACCUUUUUCUGGACUUUGUUGUAUACUGAAUCAUUGACUCUAAAUUCUGGACUGACGUCCUGGUUUCGUUUAUGGACUGGACUUUGUUUGUAUCCCUGACUUGCUGGCUUGAUUUUGGGACUCUAAAUUCAGUUUGCACUCUUGAUAUCUUGGUUGUUAUUUGAUGAAAUCUGCUUAAUGAACUCUUGGCAUAUGACUAUUGGUCUGUAUCCUUGGGUCUUGUUUAUUUUUGCUCCUGACCUGGAUCUGCAGUACUCGACUUGUCUGCAUUAAUUGGACUCUUGACCUGCACUUGUGUUCCUUGUUCCUUCGACUGUGUUGCUCCAAUUGCAUUAUUUUUAGCCCAGUGGUUUCCAACUAGGGAUCAGCUGACCAGGGACCACUCUCCAACAUUAGUACCAAAAGGGUUACGAAUCAGUUUUUGGUCAACUUUAGAUUUGGUUUUGUUAUUUGGGGUGCUGAUUCAGAAAAUGGCAUUGGACAGACCACAUCAGCUCUAGUUCCUGAUACAGAACACAUGCCACCCAGUAGUCGCCAUCUGCUCGCCCACAGAAAACCAUAUUCAAUAAGCCUCGGCACUAUAAGAGGGUUUUGCGAGACUACGCGCUCUCAUCGCAAUGGUGUAGUAAUGGUGAGGCCGUGGACCCUAUUUAAGCUCUUGCGGACCAUUGGUGGCCCACGGACCACAGGUUGGCAACCACUGUUUUAGCCGGACCAAAGACUUCAGUUUUCCUGUAAGUUAAUAUGGUCUUGGCUUAUCUUGUGUUUGUUUAAUAAACCUCAGAGUUUAUACUAGGAGAGCCCUGGAACAAGAGACCAUCACGCUUCAUGUGCAAUUAUCAUUGCUUACAGUGAAUCAUUUUUGGUAUUUGGGACUGUUUAAUCCCCACCUUUGGCAAAGGGUCCAUUAGGAUACACAACAUAUCUCCCUAACAGCAGGGAAUGGAAGGCAAAGAAUGAUGACAACGACUGAUGUACAUUCAUGAAUCAGUUCAGAUGGACACAUUAACUAAAUUGAUGAAGUAUAGAGUACAGAACAGUAUUGAAAGGAGAUAAACAGAUAAUCAUAUAGUGAGUGAGAGGUUUCUAGACUGUGGUGUGGGGUCCAUUAAUUUUGUUCUUAUUGUGCAAAGUGUGUGUCCUUGUUCCCUUUAUAUUUGUUAAGUAGUCCUUUUUUUUAAAAGGUACCAAAAUUAUAAUUUGUGUAAAAAAAAUUAAAUGCCAAAAUUGUAAUUUGUGUAAAAAAAAUUAAAUGCCAAAAUUGUAAUUUGUGUAAACAUGCUUUGAUUUGUUUUUCUUUUUCUGUGUUUGAAUAAAAUGUUUUUUUUAAAUAAAAUGUGAUAGAGCAGCUUUAAAAA